Molecule: messenger RNA, 573 nt
Organism: Daphnia carinata
Lineage: Eukaryota; Metazoa; Arthropoda; Branchiopoda; Diplostraca; Daphniidae
Product: larval cuticle protein LCP-22-like
Exons: 3
Coding region: 100-474 (124 amino acids)
Cellular component (GO): chitin-based extracellular matrix
Molecular function (GO): structural constituent of chitin-based larval cuticle
Source: RefSeq, a predicted model, not a curated record
GCAUCCGCAUAUAAAAGGUGGCCAACGUCUUGAGAUUAUCAUCACUACUCUUCAACUGUUUCCAGCAGAGCAGAACAGCAGAAUCUUCUUCAAACAAAAAUGAAAUUCAUCAUCGUUGCCGCCUUGUUCUCCGUUGCCUUAGCUGCAAAAUUGGAUGAACCAAUCGCUAUCGUCUCGUCCAACAUUGAGAUGAAAGAGGAUGGAAGCUAUUCUUUUGAUUUUGAAAGCGCUGACGGAACUAAGGUUCAGGAAAGUGGAAGCCAGAAGCAAGUUGGACCUAAACCAGAGGAUAUCGGCACUGUUUCCAAGGGAUCUUAUUCCUACACCUCCCCCGAUGGCGUCGUCAUCACCGUCAACUGGGUUGCUGAUGAGAAAGGUUUCCAGGCUACCGGUGACCACUUGCCCACUCCUCCCCCGAUGCCCGAACAUGUCGUCAAGCUCCUCGCUGAUUUGAAGGCUGCCGGCGCUUUGUAAACAGUCCAAAUUACUUUCUCUUUAUGUGUACAUAACAUCUGUAUUAUUUCAUUUACAUACAAGAAGGGAGAAACAAAUAUAGUAAACAAUGCAAAAUAA